This is a messenger RNA of Fimicolochytrium jonesii, 1416 nucleotides long. Its product is annotated as tubulin binding cofactor C-domain-containing protein. The record is from RefSeq and is a predicted model, not a curated record. The transcript has 7 exons. The coding region runs from base 1 to 1416 and encodes 471 amino acids. NCBI's taxonomy places the organism in Eukaryota, Fungi, Chytridiomycota, Chytridiomycetes, Spizellomycetales, Powellomycetaceae. Gene Ontology annotation, cellular component: cilium; periciliary membrane compartment. Gene Ontology annotation, molecular function: GTPase activator activity. Gene Ontology annotation, biological process: post-Golgi vesicle-mediated transport.
AUGUUCAAAAAACUCCUCGCAAAAGUUACCACCGUCCUGCACGUCCCCUCCCUCACGCCGCGGUCGAGCACCACAACCAAGGACAACCGGAACAGCAUAACCGCACCACAAGCAGGAGAGGACGCGACACCAAGGGCGAGUACGAGUUCAGGCACGAAGAGGGAGAAACGGCUCCUGAAAGAACAGGCGAAGCGGGAGAAGCGGGAGGAGAGGGAGAGGCGGAAGCAGCAGAAGAAUGCGAAGAAGGGGAAACGGAAGGAUGGGGGAGGGAAUGGAGAGGAGAGAGAGUCUGCUGUCGUGUCGGAUGUAGCCCCGCCAGUUUCAGCGACACAGGCGCCGGUAGAAACGGCACGGCCGCCUACACGACGGUUGUCGAAGCAGUUGCAAAGGAAAGGGUCUGCCUCUCCCAUCAAGACCGGCCCAGGGCCGCAGAACACGGGUGCGGUGGGAGGGAUGGUAGCAGCAUCACCCCCACGACCGAAAUACAACAUCGCGGAUUACACAUUCUCCAAACUACACAACGAGGUGGUUGCCAAAGUCCCUGGGGACAUCCCGAGCGGGUUUCCGUUUGCUAUCGAGGAUUGUGAGGACAGCAAUAUAUUCAUAUUCGAUGUCACGUCGCAGGUCACCGUUGACGCGUGCAAGCGGUGUUUCAUCGUCAUCGGGCCGUGUGAAGGGAGUGUGUUCAUCCGGGACUGCGAAGAAUGCGUUUUUGUUGUUGCGUGUCGGCAGUUCCGGGUGGCAGACAGCAGACAAUUGCGGAUAUCGUUGUACUCCGCGACACAGCCAGUGAUUGAGAACUCGAAGUUGAUUGCGUUUAGUUGUUUUCGGUAUGGGUAUAAGCAGCUGGGAGAUCAGUUCGCGCUCGCAAACCUGCCCACUCUCCUCAACGAGUGGAGCGACGUCUACGAUUUCACAGCAUCGAAGGGCAAGAACUGGGCACUAGACUCGCCGUUGGCGAAUGAAGAGUACCGCCCACCCCCACCCCCCGCCCAAUCCCUCGUCCACGUCUCUUUAGACAACACCGAUGUCGUACCCUGCACAUUAGGAAACCUUCCCCGGAAUCAAGCGGGGAGCAUGGUAUUCAUAUCCUUCCUCCCAGACCCCACGACCGCCGACAUCCUUCGUCGCCUGAAACAAAAAGUCACCAUCGUGCGGAUCCGCGAACGGAAAUACACACCUCCUGAUAUCAACCUCUUGUUCAGUCACCUGGAGGAUGGACAGCUGCUCAAAAUGGCUAAAGGAAAAGAUAGGUGUAUAGCAGCGGAACUCGAAGGCACGGAAACCAACGCGUUGCUGAUCUUGGAGUCGUCACGGCCGCCGUUGGGGGACGCGAUGGAUUUGUUGUACUUUUCGAGGAAUAGGGAGGCGGCGAAAAAGGAGUUGAGGGUUUUCUUUGGCGGGAGUGGGAAAUAG